This is a messenger RNA of Triticum turgidum subsp. durum (durum wheat), 2217 nucleotides long. The record is from the annotation of a GenBank genome assembly. Lineage: Eukaryota; Viridiplantae; Streptophyta; Magnoliopsida; Poales; Poaceae.
AUGGCAUCCUUGGCCAACCUCCUGAUCUCACUUUUCUCGCUCACCCUCGUGCUCCUGCAUGCUCCUGCACCUGCGGUAUGCGACGACCUAGUCGCAGGCCUCUCUCCAAGCCAUCGCACAUACAUUGUGAUGCUGAGGCCACCCGUCGAAGCCGGCAGCGAGGACGACCACCGCUGGUGGCAGGAUUCCUUCCUGCCAACGCCUCUCGCCGGCUCCGAUGAGCCACGCCUCAUCCAUACCUACACUGAGGUCUUCACGGGGUUUGCCGUGAGGCUCACCGAAGAUGACCUCGCCAUGGUGUCCCAGAGGAAGGAGUUUCUGCGGGCGUUUCCAUACCAUCUCUGGCGCCCCAGCACCACUCACACUCCGAAGUUCCUCGGACUGGAGAAAGAUGCCGGGCUGUGGAGGGACACCAACUAUGGCCAAGGAGUCAUAAUCGGGGUCCUGGACACUGGCAUAUACGUAGAGCAUCCUUCCUUUGAUGACAGUGGCAUCCCGCCACCCCCAUCAAAGUGGAAGGGCUCAUGCCAUGGCGCUGCACGCUGCAACAACAAAUUGAUAGGUGCCAAAUUCCGUAAUCCCAGAGUAUAUGAUUCCGGUGAUGACACGGGGCAUGGAACACAUACCUCGUCCACCGCAGCUGGGAACUUCGUCAGUCAUGCCUCAGCCCACGGCCUCGGCAGGGGCACAGCUGCCGGAAUUGCUCCACAUGCACACUUGGCCAUGUACAGGGUGUGCAUAAUUCUUGGGUGUGCAUCCUCGGACAUAGUUGCCGGGUUAGAUGAAGCCGUCAAGGAUGGUGUUGAUGUGCUUUCACUCUCCCUCGGCCCCUUUUUUGAUGUCAACUUCACUGAUGAUCCGGUUGCCAUUGGCACAUUCAAUGUGGUAGCAAAGGGUGUUGUUGUCGUGGCUGCAGCUGGUAACAACGGUCCAAGGUCCUUUAUUGCCAACUCUGCACCAUGGUUGCUCACAGUUGCAGCUGGCUCGGUGGACCGAAGCUUCCAGACCGUUGUGCAGCUUGGCAACGGCGAGCACAUCAGUGGGGAAGCUUUCAAUCAGACUGCGAACUCAAACUCCAACUCUGUUCCUCUGUAUUGGAACAAACACUGCAAGUCAUCAUUGGCUGGAAGAAAUGUGUCUGGCAAAAUUGUGAUUUGCCAUAACACAGGACCAAUGAAUGACACAGGGUCAGCAAUCAACCAGUCUGACAUCAGUGGCAUCAUGAGUGCCGGGGCGGCUGGCAUAGUCCUGAUCAACAGGAAAGAUGCUGGCUUCACCACCCUUCUGGAGGAUUAUGGCAGUGAUGUUGUGCAGGUGACCGUGGCUGAUGGCAACAAUAUCAUAGGGUAUGCAAGGGCAACAAGCAAAGCCAGUGCCAAAGUCAUAUACAAGAACACUAUGCUUGGUGUCCGUCCAUCUCCCACUGUCGCGGCAUUCUCAUCCCGCGGUCCCAGCACGUUCAGCCCCGGUGUGCUAAAGCCAGAUAUAUUAGCACCCGGGCUCAACAUCAUUGCUGCAUGGCCACCACUCACCAUUCUUGGAUCUGGGCCAUUCAACAUUAGAUCAGGGACAUCCAUGUCGACUCCACAUGUCAGUGGAAUCGCUGCGCUUGUCAAGAGCUCCCAUCCUGAUUGGUCUGCUGCUGCUAUCAAGUCAGCCAUCCUCACCACAGCUGACAUCACGGACAGCGCUGGUGGCCCGAUCUUGGACGAGCAGCAUCAGAGGGCAACUGCGUAUGCCAUGGGUGCUGGCCAUGCCAAUCCUAUAAAAGCUAUUGACCCGGGCCUUGUGUAUGACCUUAGCAUCACUGAAUAUGCUGGCUACAUAUGCGCUCUCCUCGGUGAUCAAGGCUUGGCAACCAUUGCGCGUGACCCGACGCUGUCCUGCAAAAUGCUUCCCAAGAUACCAGAGGCACAGUUGAACUACCCAUCCAUAACAGUGCCACUCAGGACAAGGCCAUUCACGGUGAACAGAACCGUGACAAAUGUGGGGCCAAUAAAUUCAGUAUACACACUGAAGAUGGAGGUUCCCAAGUCGCUCACAGUGCGAGUCUACCCAGAGACGCUGGUGUUCUCCAAGGUUGGACAAAAGAAAACAUUCAGCAUUACGGUGAGCAGGCAUCGCAAUGUCGGGUCAAAGGCCUUGCAGGGAAGUUUGAGCUGGGUGUCCAAAAAACAUAUUGUGCGUAGUCCGAUCGUGGCUUCUCCUCUGUUGUAA